Bacillus rossius redtenbacheri is the source of this 8800-nucleotide messenger RNA. Its product is annotated as heat shock factor protein-like. Gene Ontology annotation, molecular function: DNA-binding transcription factor activity; sequence-specific DNA binding. The record is from RefSeq and is a predicted model, not a curated record. Gene Ontology annotation, biological process: regulation of DNA-templated transcription. The coding region runs from base 50 to 961 and encodes 303 amino acids. NCBI's taxonomy places the organism in Eukaryota, Metazoa, Arthropoda, Insecta, Phasmatodea, Bacillidae. The transcript has 6 exons.
UCUCUGAUUUGUUGAUUGUAUUUGUGAUGUAGUAAGUUUGACUUUCGUAAUGUCUGUUGAUUUGGCUAGCAGUGUUCCUUUAGAGGAAUUUCUUAGUCAUGUUCCAGCAUUUAUAGCGAAAUUGUGGAUAAUGGUGGAAGAUCAUGAGACUGACGACAUAAUUUCGUGGAGUAAUCAAGGAAGAGCCUUCACAGUGCACGACCAAGCAACGUUGGCCAAGGAGCUGUUGCCAAAAUAUUUCAAGCAUGGAAAUGUCCAAUCUUUUGUAAGACAGCUUAAUAUGUAUAAUUUCCACAAGCAAGUAUCGCUGACGAGUGCCCUGACUGAAGAGAGCCCCACCUUCUAUCACCCGUGUUUCCUCAGGGACGGCCCCGGUCUGCUGGUGGAGAUACGCAGGAAGGUUCCCCGUAACAGCAGGGUUGAAUCAGCCCCCAGCCCAGAUUGUGGAAACGCGAUCGUGACAUCCCAGCUUUUGAAAAGCCGUAGCCGCAACCUUCUGGAUGAAUUCCGAGAGCUAAAGCGGGCGAGGAAGGCUGUAAAGCGUGGCCUGGCUGAAUUGCAUGGCUGGCUGGCCAAUGGGGGAACCCCGAUAGAUAAUGGUGUGAAACAAACAGGGACUGUGACUUCGGAAGAAACAGCAGUUGACGACCCACAUGAUGUGAGGAUGAUCGAUUUGUCAAAGACCCAGUCUGGAGAUCAGCCAGGUGCCGCGCAGGUGGUGGCGGAGUCCACGCGGGCCCUGCAGGAGGCGGGCCGCCGCUUGGCGCGCCAGCACAGGCUCAGCACCAUGAGGCUGCACGUCGCGCUGGAGAGCCGGCGACGGCUGGCCGGCCUGGAGCGCGAGGCGUGGGAGGUGCGGCGGCAGGCGGCCGAGCAGGAACUGGCCAACCGCCAGCUGGAGCACGCCGUGCUCGGCCAGGAGCUCGCGUAUCUCCGGGCUCGCAAUAGUCGCGUCUCCUGAAGCCGAACUACUCUUCACGGAAGUCGUGGAACUGUAAUUGUUAGCGAUCUCGCGAUACGGAUAAAGAAUUACACCUAUUCGAUUACCGAUAAUUUCUUUUAACAGAUCCCAUAACUAGGGCCGUGCAUAAUUUCGCGAAAAUAUUUCCAGAAUAGUUAUAAGUAGAGACCUGCAAAAUUCGCGUAUUCAUUCGGUGAUAGGCUAGAAUUCAAACACAUAUACCUCUUAGAUAAUUUUGCUGUUGGCUUACUGUUCAUCUGAACGAAUCUCAACCAGUUAUAAACCCUCAACCAAAGAAGGAUCGAAUCACAGACAAACCAGCUGAGAUGACUUACAAGUCAGCAGCCAAUGAACUUGCGUUAUUUGCCCGAGUGUACAGGGGUAUGUGCAGUCUAUCCUGAAGGCCAUCGAAACCGCGAAUUUUGCAGGUCUCUAGUUAUAAGUUAAAACACUGUAACAUCGUCUGUGUAUUGUGACUGGGUGUGAAUCUUUCAGGCACAUGUCGCUUGUUACAACACCAAUAACAGUAGUUCAGUGCGGAAGCAAACGUGUCCUGAGUUGCUCGGUAAAAUAAGGCAACGACUUCUCUCGCAGACUGCCGCCAAUCACAGGGAAGAAAACGCUGCUGUGAUUAUACCUUGUUGAAGUCUAAUAGGCGUUCAUAUUUAUUCGCGAAAAAUGCCUGCCCCUACCCAUAACCAAUACAAAUCCGAUUCGGUACUUUUUUUUUAAAUAAUCACAGUGCAAAUAUACAUAAAUUCAAUAUUUUUAAGUAAUAAGUUAGUACCUUAAUAGAAUGUUGGUUAUAAGGAUAUUUAUUAGAUGACAAAAUUUUUUGCAGCAUAAAAUUUGUACCUAGCUUAAUACACAUUAUGUCUUUGACUAAUUAACGAACAUAACAUUCAAGUAUUGCCUUAAAUUACAAAAAAAAUUCCAGUGAAAGAUGCUUACAGCAUUAUAAACUGGUAAAUAUAAAAUAUGGGUGACACCUGAAUAGAUGAAUUUAUUGUACUGUUUUCAUGUGUACCGGUUUUUUAAUCAUUAGUUGGAAUAUCAGAUAUUCAGAAAAUUGGCCGAUACUGUUACUAAAAAAAUUUCAUCUGUAAAUCAUUAGUUAAAGUACUGGGACUUUUGUUUUCUGGCAUCUCACUCAGUGGAAUCCAUGUUUAGUAAUUAAUUUGGCAAACAACACUAGUGAAUUAGUGUUUAUCCUUUAAGCCAUACUUCUAAAAAUUAUUCCUUCAUAAUGUGCACUACAUUCUUCAUUUCAAUUUUGCUCAGGCUCUGAAAAAAUGUACAUAUCUUGGCUAAAGUUGUGCAGUGAUAAAGAGAGAGGAACUACAGUAGAACCUCUUUAAGUCGAACCUCGAUAAGUCGAAAACCUCCCAAACUCGAAAAAAUUUUGUGUUCCCUUCCAUUCAAGCCCCAAAACCUCCGUUGCUCGAAAUCUCAACCCUCUAUUAGUCGAAAUAAUCAGUGAGUCCCUCCAAGCUAUUUUGGUACAGAUUUUCCCUCCAUAACUCGAAAAAUUAAAUUGGCCGUCUUAAUCUCGAACAUAGCAAUGUUUUAUUUUACAAUCUUUACAACUCGAUUAUUUGAAACUUAUCACCUCUAUAGUUCGAAGAAAAAUAAGUUACCGGUUUUAAGAAUUUGUUGACAAUGGAAGUACACUAUUGUUUCUUAGAAAUAAAUUUAGGAGUAUACAAUAAAUAGGAUUACCACGAAUUUAUGACUCACAUGUUAGCUUGCUUGGUGUCAGGUGUUUAAUUUUAUUAUUUUUGAUUUCAUUUUAACUUUAGCGAAGCAAGUCAUUUGUUGUCGACUGUUACGACUGCUAUACAUCAAUUUGUACAACAGUUUACAAAUAAAAUUUUUAAAACAUGAGUGCUGUGAUACGUAAACUGAAAACUUUGAGUCUCGCUGAAAAAUUGGAAGUGCUCGAAGCUGUGAAGAGCUGUCAAAGGAAUAAAGAUGUUGCUGAACAAUUUGGCCUGCCAAUAAGUACUCUGUCAACAAUAAUAAAAAAUGAAUCAGACAUCAUGAGAAAAAUACAAAACGGUCAAAGUUUGUCCUGCAAUAGACUGCGAAUUUCAGAAUUUCCGGUCUUGAAGGAGUGCUUACUUAAAUGGUUUGAGCAGUGUCGGAGCCAAAAUAUCAGUGUUAGUGGACCACUGUUACAAGAAAAAGCGGAAACAUACUCUAAAUCAUUGGGACUCUCUAAUUUCAGGGCCAGUAAUGGAUGUCUAGAAAAGUUUAAAAGAAUAUAUGUACUUGUUUUUAAAAAUGUUUGUGUGGAAAGUGCAAGUGUCAACAUUGAAACCUGUAACAAAUGGAAAAGUGAAUUGCAAGAUUUGUUACAUGGUUACAAACCUGACAAUAUCUUUAAUGCUGAUGAAACGGGGCUGUUUUUUUAAAUGUCCUCCUGAUAAGACUCUUAACUUUUAAAAAUGAUAAAUGCCAUGGUGGGAAGCAUAGCAAGGAACGUUUGACUAUUCUGCUAGCAGCAAACAUGUCGGGCACAGAAAAACUCUCACCAUUGGUCAUCAGCAAUCUAAAAACCUCUUUUUUCAAGAUGUAAAUCACUACAUUUGCAAUAUGAAGCAAAUACAAAAGCAUGGAUGACUUCUGCAAUGUUCAAAAAUUGGCUCAUAAAUAUUGAUAAGAAAAUGGCCAAAGAAAAAAAGAAAAAUCUUGUUAUUCCUUGAUAAUUGUACAGCACUUAAAUGAUAUUCCACAAAUGAAAGCUGUUAAAAUCCAAUAUCUGCCCGCCAAUACCACAUCAAAUUUACAGCCUAUGGAUCAAGGUAUCAUUAAAAACUUCAAGUCAUUAUAUCGGAAAGAAGUUGUCAGGAACAUGUUGGAUAAUAUGGAAGAAAAAAAGAAUUCUACUAUAGAUGUAUUGCAAGCCAUGAGAAUGGAUGAUAAAGCUUGGGGAAAUGUAACUGGGACAACUAUAAAAAACUGUUAUGUACACUGUGGUUUAUCAUCGUCGUCAACAGAAGAAGCUGAAACCAAAGAUUUUUCUAUUUCACCUCCUGCAGAAUGGAAUAUAGUAGUGGUGUCUGAAUCAGGAAUAUCCUUGGAGGACUUUGUUAAGUACGAUGAUGGAGUUAUGACUGCUGGGACAUUAUCUGAUGACGAAAUUAUUGAUUCAGUAGCUCAGAAAACCGAUACUAAUUAUUUAGAUGACAUAGAAGACUCAAACAAUACUACAUGCGCUCCAAGGGUUUCCAUCAAAGAAGCUAGAACCACAUUGAAUACUUUACGGAAUUUUAUAGAGCAAACCAGCAACCCUGAAGAACAAGAAUUUUCUGCUCUUUAUACCUUUGACAAUGCUAUAGAUAGAGAACAACCGAAUUAUCCAAAGAAAAAAAAUUACUUUUUUUUUUAAUGCCAUUUUUUUUUUAUGGAUUUUUUGAAAUAAUGUUGAUUUAUAAUAAAUAAAAAUAUGUUUGUCACCUCUGCAACUUAAAUUUUUAUUUAUUUUACCUCUCUAACUCAAAAUGUAUAAGAAUGAAUCUCAACCCUCUUUAUGUAGAAUCAAAAUCCGCUUAAGUCGAAAUCCUUCAUAAGUCGAAAACUCUAUAACUCUAAUUUUUUGGCAUCUCCCUUUACUGUAAUAAGUACCUAAGGCUAAAUAAAGCUCUUCAACAUUUUGCUCAUAAGAGAUGAUGGGUGAGUUAGGGAGCACCUUUUGGAAAACCACUGGGCCUUGACAGCAUCUGCCACGUUUGGGGGCGUUCAAGCAUUACGUAAUGCAAUUUUUGAAGAUAUUUGACCCUCCCUCCUCCCCCUCCCCCCCAUGUGAUGUUACGUAACACCCAAGUGACCAUUUUUACCUAACAGUUAUAAUUAUGUUGUCGCGUGGCACCUGGCUCUUCCAGAAUGGCCUUAAGCAUCAAUCCUCAGUUUCUGCCUAGAUAAGUAGGUAUGGCCUGACUGGCACGAGUACCCUCUAAAUGGAGGUUCCUAAGAGGGGUAGGUGAGGUUUUCCCUCACCUUGGGAUGCCCUGAAAGUGGCUCCCAGUGUCUCUCGGCUGAUGCCUACUUACUUGCUGCAGCUGGCUUGGCUCUGCGGUCUUCCUUUCCCUGCAGUAGCAGGGCUGACUUGCUGGCUGGCUGGCUGGCUGGCUGGCUUGCUGGCUGGCUUGCUGGCUGGCUGACUUGCUGCCUGGGUGGGUAGGUCCCCGAGGAGCUCCCUCACUCCGAAAGGACACUCUCAGAGACGUGGUACGAGUUUUUAUUCGAACACUCAACUUUUAGGCCGACAGUCUCCCUAUACACUCUAAACUACUCCGCGGACUCGGUCGUCGUACUCCGGAUCGCGGCUGCUGACAAGGCGUGGCGGGCAGGCUCGGCUGCCAGUGAAGGCGUGGUGAGCAAGGCUCGGCUGCCAGUGGUGCCUCUAGGACACCAACUGACUUUUUUUUUUUGCCUUAUUUAUUCUAAGUGUGUAAGGGGAGGGUCCAGGUUAAGGGAGGACCUAAGUGUGUCUCAGGCCGAAGCCUAUACACUCUACCAUGCGGGUUUUUAACCAUGCAGGACAAGGGUGCGUGCAUAGUGUGCUAUUGGGGUUUACUGGCCAGCCAUGGCUGCAAUUGGCGCCAUGGCUGACGCCCCAUUGGUUGCCUAGCUUAAAAGCUAGCUAAUGUGACCAAGGUAAAACCUGCAUAGACACAGGGAAAACCCUGGGCCGGGUCAUGCAGGGAUCAAUUAACAUGCAUUAUGCAAGCAGGUAACUACUGGACAAGAGGGAAGAAGGGUCCAGGUAAGAAGAGUUGGAGGGGCUGAAAAAUCAACCAUGCUGGAGUUGGGUGCUUGGGCCUUGCGGCCCGCAUUUAAGUGCUGGGAACUCCUGAGUUAUUAUUAACCAGGGGCGUAUGCGCCCCCAGGGGCGGGCGACUUCACUCGUCAGCCCAGCCCAGCUGCCCAGGCAGCCACAGUUAAAACAGAAGUGGGCAGAUGAGCCAGUAAACCGGCUCGAACUGCGGGCGCACGGAGCGAAAGGCAGCCUGACAUUGCGCCAUCUUCAUCUUCCUUCUUCCGGUCAACAGCCAACCACCUUUCAAGCCAGGGUGGGGUAAGUCGUUCAGGCGAAUGAAUUAUCUUGCGAGUCGGACCCUCUUGCCCCCCAAAUUCCCGGGUCGGUUGAAGGUCGCGCCGCCCAGGCUACCACUGGCUCCAACUUGAAGGUGCCGCCAUCUCUUCCUUCAGAGUUCCGAUGCUGUUCAGUUCCAUUGCACGCGCAGCAGUCCACAGCUCCGCAAGUUCCAGCCCGCAGUUCGUCUAGACUUCGCUACUAUGGCACAUCGAGCUCCCCUGCGGUGCCUUCGCCGACAGAACUGCUUCCUGCCACGCGCCGAGCUACAUUCAGGCUACCUUUCACCCCGAUAGCCGUGAUAACGACUCCACAGACCGGCCAUUGGUCUGCGGACUGCUAUUGGUUAUUCACAGUCACCCCAGCGAGAUUGAAACUCUCGAGCUGGGAUCCCGUAUCCGCCACCCGCGGGACGCGGUCGGUAGCAGUUGGCACUGCUAGGCUGCCUCCCAUACGCCCACAAAUCCCCCACGCACUGCCAGCCUUUGGUUACCCAAUAGGGCGCAGGGAACUCCCAGCCAACAGCCCGCGAGAUGCGCGCUCCCCGAGAGACGACCACCGACCUGACCUCCUGGCCCAAGGGCCGGCCUUUUAUACCCCUCCUGAGGACCGGGGCAUGACAUAGGGAGGGCUUGGGGUUCCAGGAAUCGCGGGCGCUUCCAGGAAUUCCAGCCAGCCUACGUGACUUGGACGGACCUGGGCUUGGAGGGAGAUGGGAGGAGGCGGCCGGGCAGGCGGUGGUGGGUGAGGAGGGGGAGGCUGCGUGCGCACUCGCUUGGCCUGACGAGAGAGGGGUAGGCGAGGGGUGGCGGCCAGUAGGAGUGUGCGCGUGCAUUCGACUGGUUGUCUUGGCAACCAAGGGCGCGGCAUAGUCGCCCUGGCAACCGGCGAUGGCUGUGGCUGGGCGGUGUCAGCUGUCGCGGCCAAUGGCGGCGGCGGCUCGCACAUGUGUUUAGGAAGAGAGGGGCUGACGGCUUCGAGAAUACAGACGUGCGCGUCACGUCGCACGUCAAUGUUGCACAAAAUCCCGGAAAGUCGCCAAAAUACUUCUGUUAAUGUUUUAAUCACGUUUGCGGUAUAAUAAAUAAAACAAGCUAUUAAUAACUCACAAUACAUGUGUAUAUUGUUUAUUUUAUUUAUUUAUGUUGUUAUUUAAUAAACAAUCACACAUAAUGUACUCUACUUUCACGACAGUCUUGGGAAGUCUUGCCAUGCAUGUAACGACUGUGCAUUUGCACACUCUUGUGGGAUGUGAACUAGAUCCCACAGGUUGCACAUAUUCUGUUCUUGAGGUCGAAUUGUACUGAUGGGCAAAAGAAAUCAUAAGGCAUCUGCUUAAACCCUUCUAGAGGAGGCGACAGAUCAACGGACAACCUCACAAGAAGUGGUGAAAACUUGCAUGAUCCUUUGUCUAGCUGACUAGGUACCACUAGCUUGCUUGGGGUUUGAAGGAUUGGGCAGGGUGGCGGCAGAAAAGUAUCCAGAAAGACAGAUUUCAAUGCACUCAUUAAGCUGUAACAGCAGGAUUCGUCCGCGCAUUUAAUCACUUGCAAGAAAUAUUGUGAUUCACAGACGUGAGCGCUAUUCCACGCUAAAUUUGGUUCUGCUGGAUCCUGCAAGCUAUCUUCGGGCUUUCUAUAUUCUGCCGAAACAUCGUAGUUGUCAAUUGUCAUUUCCCUCCAGACGUUAGCAAGUGUCCCCCCAGCGUGCUGAAAAUUGCGGUUUUCCAAAUCAUCAUCAAUAGUGUUUUCUUUGUUGUCGAGAUGAGAACCAAAAUGUUCAUGCGGCAGGAUGACUCCUGACAGUCGUUUGCUGCGUCACUCAACUCGGUUGUAUGCACUCCGCCCAGGAGCAUUAGUCGCUAUUAACAGGACGUCCAGGUUGUAUUUUUUGAAGUGUUGAAUGGCAAAGUUCUUGGCUUUCCAAUAACGUGGUCUUUCGUCCGGCCCACCAUCUACAUAGAUGAUGAUCCCUGGCUUCACGGUGUUCGAUUCUGUCAUCAUUAUGGGUUUGAAUGCAGACACUGAUAAAAGUGAUUCGAAAUCAUAAGCAUGAUUGUUCGCUGUUUCCCACUCCUUAUGGAUAUGUGUGUCGACCUGCUGUAGCCAACAGCUUCUUCCUUACCGAAACCAUCAGGAUUCACGUUGAUGCCGGCGUAUACAGAAGGAAUAAGUUUGUGCCGCUCUGCCACGACCCAGUCAUGGUCAGGUAAAAGUACUCUGUAUUCCAUAAUCAUUAAAAGAGGGCUCUGACUUUUCACUGUGGGUAAACCUAUUGCUAUUGGUACACAGGCCUUAUCGUCUUGAGACAGAACAAAUACUUGCUACAAAAUAUACAGAAGCGACGCGAUAGAUGCCAAGGACCUAAUUGUAGCAGUGCAGAAUUCCCCAUCCUUGUGCUUUUUGUGCAUCUCGGACUGUGGUUUUGCUAACUUUACUGGUACGGUGCGUACGUGUCUUCUUCCCUCUUGAGUGUUAGAAACGCGUGGGGGUAAAUGAAGAUAUGUGCCGCUUCAAGAAAUUUGGAAUCCCAUCAACAACAACCUCAUGCAGGUCGGACAGAGUGAGACAACUCCUAAUCAUCUCUGUUCGGCGGCGUUCAUCAGCAGCACUGCAAUGAAUGGCAAUGAUAAUUAUGGUAUCCAGGAGAGCAGGUUGCAAGUCAACAAAAGGGGGCUGCCCAGGGCCAGAUCGAGGUUUUACUGCAGCAGGAUUGUAUGUCCGACGUUCAGCUUUCUCAAG